AUGACAACUCUACCAGAUUUCCAGGAAAAACUUUUCAUUAACAAUCAGUACGUGCCAGCCAAAUCCAGAACAUACUGCGCCGUACGUAACCCCUACGAUGGCAAGAACAUAACCGACAAGAUCCAUUGCGCCGGCAAAGAAGACGUCGAUGAUGCAGUCAACGCCGCAAGCCACGCCUUCCAGAGCACAUGGGGCCAGAUGCCCGGACAAGAGCGAGCCAAACACAUGCUAGCCCUCGCCGACCUACUAGACUCGCAUGCAGACAAGCUAGCACAUCUCGAAACCCUCUCAAUCGGGCUCCCCAUCGCCAUUUCACGAGCUAUCGCAGGCGGCCUCGGAGCUGUCUGGCGCUAUUACGCAGGGUUCUGCGAUAAGCUUCCCGGGGAAUUCGUCCCCGAGGGAGACGACCGGGUUUACAAGAUCGUGCGCUACGAUCCAUUUGGCGUCUGCGCUGGUAUCGGCGCUUGGAAUGCGAGUCUGUUCUUCCUAUCCAUGAAGGCGGCGCCUGCCAUCGCGGCCGGGAACACAUUCAUCUUCAAGUCCUCUGAGAAGUCCCCGCUGGGCGCGCUUCAGAUUGGCGAGCUAAUCGUCAAGGCUGGGUUCCCGCCUGGAGUGAUAAACCUGUUGAGUGGCGAGGGUGCGACGGGAGUGCAUCUCGCGUCACACAUGGAUAUCCAGAAAAUAGGCUUCACGGGGUCUCUGGAGACGGGGAAGAAGAUCCAGAUCGCUGCGGCGCAGAGUAAUCUCAAGCGAGUGACAUUGGAGCUAGGCGGAAAGUCGCCAUCGAUCGUCUUUGAAGAUGCGGAUGUCGAGAAUGCCCUGCAGUAUGCGUCUCAGGGCUUCCUUGUGCACUCGGGCCAGAUUUGUGUGGCUCCGUCGCGACUGCUGGUUCACAGCUCAAUUUUUGAGCAAUUCAUAACGCAAUUGAAAGGCCGAUUCGCGGCACUGGCGCAAGCAGCCGGUGAUCCUGAGAGCGCCAAUACGUUCCUGGGCCCAGUUGUCGACGAAGGACAGAAGGAUCGCAUCUUAUCGCUGGUAAAAGGAACGCAGGGAGACGUAGUCUUGACUGGAGGGGUAUCGGCCGGAGGGAGUUUUGUGACCCCAACCAUACUGAAUAAUCCAUCACUAGAUUCAGACGUUUGGCGAGAGGAGAUCUUCGGGCCUGUCCUCUGUGUUCGAUCCUUUGACACAGAAGAUGAGGCGAUUCAGCUGGCUAAUGCAUCCAAGUAUGGACUGUCUUCCUGCAUCUAUACUCGAGAUAUCCCCCGCGCUUUGCGACUUUCCAAGCGGCUGCAAGCUGCUGGCGUGGCCAUAAAUUCUAACCACCAACCCGAGUAUGAUGUCCCUCUGGGAGGAUGGAAGCAGAGUGGCAAUGGCAGUUAUGAAGGGGGUCAUGGGGCGUUGAUGGGAUAUCUUCAGGCCAAGACAGUAUUUCUCAAUAUGGCGAAGCUCUAG
Messenger RNA from Aspergillus puulaauensis, 1455 nucleotides. Its product is annotated as aldehyde dehydrogenase family protein. The record is from RefSeq and is a predicted model, not a curated record. Gene Ontology annotation, molecular function: aldehyde dehydrogenase (NAD+) activity. The transcript is spliced from 2 exons. The coding region runs from base 1 to 1455 and encodes 484 amino acids. Lineage: Eukaryota; Fungi; Ascomycota; Eurotiomycetes; Eurotiales; Aspergillaceae.